Anopheles nili is the source of this 5024-nucleotide messenger RNA. It is a transcript of the gene sog, whose product is annotated as dorsal-ventral patterning protein Sog. Lineage: Eukaryota; Metazoa; Arthropoda; Insecta; Diptera; Culicidae. The coding region runs from base 2029 to 5013 and encodes 994 amino acids. Gene Ontology annotation, biological process: multicellular organism development. The record is from RefSeq and is a predicted model, not a curated record. The transcript has 10 exons. Gene Ontology annotation, molecular function: protein binding.
ACUCCCAGUCCAAAAGUGCCCAGUGCCGCGAGUGUGGGUGUCCCGAAGCGUCCUAAAAAAGGCAACCCAGAGAGAGAGAGAAGAAAAACCCAGUUUUCCCCUGUGGCACGGGUUUUCCAAAGUUCCCGGUUGCCUCCAAAAUCGCGCCACGCGGGACCACGCAACAUUUGACAGUUCCAGUACCGCGGUGUUGGCCUGGGAGAAGUGAGUGUCACGUUAGGGGCGGCUUUUAGUGGUCACUAUUGCGCACGGUGGCAAGGUUUCGACAAGCCGGCCCUCGGCGCAACUGCUGCUGAAGGCGUCGCCGCCCACUAGCAGCGAAACGCGAGAGCAGCGGCAAGAUCGAACGCAUAUCGAACGACGACGACGACGACAACCACAACUACAUUUAAGGAUCGCGAUUUUUUCUACUACCGCCAGCCUCCGGCGCGGAAGAGCGGGCCCCACCGGGCAGGGGGUGGUGGUGGAGCGUUUGGUGUGAGAAGCGACUAGCAACAACAACAAGCAACCCCCUCAGAAAACAAAACAGCGUGAGAGAAAAAAAAAGAAAAGAAAAGAAAAGGAGCAACUAAACUAAACACAAAAUCAAGCAGGCGAAAAACAAAUCGUUGUGCGAAGGAAGGCCAGUGUGGAGGAAGAGGAGAGAAAAAAAAGGUAGAAAAGAAUCGAGACAAACACAAACACACACACAAACGAAAUACGAGCACCAAGAGAGAGAGAGAGAGAGAGAGAGAGAGAGAGAGAGCGAAAAAGUUGUGCGAUCCGCGAAAAAGGUGCACGGGGUGUGUGAUCUGGUGUGCGUGUCCAACCACCCCUUGUGAGCCACCCUCCCACCUCCCCCACCGCCCCUCUGACCCGGCCGCUUUCCACAACCCCAAAACAGGGUGGCUGUUGUUGGGGCGUAGCGGCAGCAGCAGCAGAACCAGAACGCGAGCGAGACAGAACGAGCGAGUGAACCGCGCGCGAAACGAGAUAAUUUAUCAUCCGCUCGCGCGCGCGCGCAAAAAAAAAAACAAAACCCCGAAGCUGUAGUUUCGCACCAGGUAGUGUCAACGCCGGCAACAGCAACACUAUCAAACGAGCAAAACCACCACCACCAAAAAAAAAGAAGAAGAAAAAAAAAAGACAACCCAAGCACCCGUUGUUGUCAUUGGGAACGGUCAGCGCGCAACGCGAAUGAUUUGCAACUCGCAUAAAGUAUCUGGCCGCGAAUCGCGAGAAGAUGUAAGCAGCAGCAGCAGCAGCAGCAGCACCGCUAGACGAACGAUCGAACGAACGGCCGAAACGAACGCCACCGGCAGUGGCCAACGCUCCAGCAGCAGUCACACCUCGUACCGCUGGCAACGUCCAAAGCAGCGCACCCGCAAGCGCAGGAAGCGGAAGUACCCGACCGGGAGAGUGUGCGCCGGUGCGGCCAAAGGGAACGCGUUGGCACCGCUGGCGCCGGACGAGCCUCGUUCCCCGGACUUCAGCUUAGCGCACCACGAUCGCGACGGACCUGUGUGGCCGCGAAUGACCUGAGCCUGUGAGGGCUAGUGCAGUGUGAUCCCCCCGCGAAGAGUGUGCCCCUGUGAAACGGUUGUGCGGGAGUGCGCGACCGUGAAGCCCCGUGCCAGUGACGUGUAGGUGAGGUGUACGAAUGUUGAACGGCCGGUGAUGAGGCUGGGCCAGCACGUGUAGAGCGCGAAAGUCGAGCAAAAAGCUUCGAGCGGCCCCAGGAAGCCCAAAAAACGAGCAGCAGUUUGUGAGUCUUUUUUUUUUGUUUGUUGCCCUUUUUUGUUGCGAGUGCCAAAACUCAGAAUAAACGCACAGUGAGCGAGUGAGACACAGUGAACGUCAGGCGAGUUGGUGGCGCAGCAGGAAGCGCGAACCAGUGAAGCAACCAGUGGUACCAGCUAGUACUCACGCACGGUGGAGCAGACAGCACAGAAAUACAGAGCAACAGCAGCAAAAAAAAAAAAGCAAAGCAGAAAGCCAAUCUAACCCGCGGAACCUCGAAGAAGAGGCGACAAUACGCAGCGACCGACAAUGGCUAAAUUUAACGCGACACUUUGUCUCCUGUGGCUGUCGGUGGUGAUGCUGAUCGGGUUCGCAUCGCGACCGGUCACAGCCCGCCGGCAUCCAUUGCUGAUCGAGGAUGAGGGAGCUCGCCGCAACAGACCUGCAGAGUGCCAGUUUGGGAAGACCAUCCGCGAGCUGCAUACGACCUGGUUCGCCGAUUUGGGCCCCCCAUUCGGUGUGAUGUACUGCAUCAUGUGUGAAUGCGUCCCGUUCCAAAAGAAACGCCGCGUGGUAGGUCGCGUCCAGUGUCGCAACAUCAAGAACGAGUGCCCGAAACCGACCUGCGACGAUCCGAUCCUGCUGCCGGGAAGAUGCUGCAAGACCUGUCCGGGAGAUGCCCAAAGUCCUGACGUGGUGCAAGAUCUUCCCCAGGCGACGAUGCCCGAGGAGGAGGAACGCAGCAAACACUUCGCAGCCCUGCUGACUGGACGUACCUCGUCACUUCUGAAGAAGGACGACAUGAGCGCGAUGUACUCGACACUCAACCCACAGAACGUGAUCGCGACCGGGCGGUUCUCCUUCCACAAGAAGAACCUCUACUACAGCUUCUACGUGUCAGAACGCGCGGCUCGCCCACGCUCGAUCCAGUUCGUGCACGCAAAUGGCAACAUCCUGGAGGAGCACACGCUAACGCUGGCAUCGGAAGAAGGACGUGUCAGUGCGUACCAAAAUGGCACCGGUAAGGUGUGUGGCGUAUGGCGUCGAGUUGCCCGCGAGUACCGCAGGUUGUUGCGCGAUGAGCUGGUCAGUGUGGUGUUGCUAUGGGGUAACAAACAUCAGGCGGAGUUGGCGAUAGCAGGUCCGAUCGCAAAGUACCCAGCGUUAGCACACGAGCUGUUCAGUGCGCUGCUGGAACCAGGCACCCAACCUGACAUGAUGGGUGGAGCAGGUGGUACAGCGAUCGUGUCAACGAGCAGUGGCGUAACCUCCUCGAUUCAUCUGACGAUCGUGCUGAACGGACUGUUCGCACCGGACGAUGUGAGUGACGUGCCGCUGAGCGUGCGGCUCGAGUCACUCGACAAACGUCAGCUAAUUUUGGAGGAUGUCCAGCGAGUGCGCAAACCGGCCCACGACAUUAACGUGCUGGAGGUGUCCUCACCCGUCUCGGUUGCUGAUCUGCGGUUGCUGACGCGUGGCAAGCUGACUCUGACGGUGGAGUCGCGCCGACAACCGGAUAUACUACGUCUGCACGGUCCAGUUAGAAGUAGGGUAGCGUGCGAGGUGUUCCAGACGUUGCUCACCUCACACGGAGUUGACGCGCGUAGUGACGCAAGCGGACUUGCCUGGAUGUAUCAGAACAAGGAGGGUGCGCUUGUGUAUCACGUCCGGACGCACCAUCUGGUGGGAUUGCCAGGUGCUUCCAGUCCCAUCCUCUCACUCGUCGAUGACAGCGCCAAGCGGAAGCCGGAACUGGAGACGUUGACACGCGUCUUCACCGGUGAGCAUGCGUCAGGUGUGAUCGACCGCAUGGGUCCACGCAUCCUCGAGCCGUUGUACGCCGGUGAGCUGGCGAUACAGGUCGCGAAUGAUCAGAAUCUCACGAUGCUGCACGGUAAGUUCGUGACCCGUCAGGUGGCGGAUGCACGUGACUCUGCUGCACCGGUGUUGCUGCGCCGUACUGCCGACCUCCAGCCUCUAACGCACGCCACGGGUCUCGCUUGGAUGGCCGUUGAUAACGAGUGUAGCCUGCACUAUGAUGUGUCGCUUGCCGGCAUCCCAAGUGCGUUCCAUCCGCUCGAGCUGUACCUUGAGGAACUACCGCUGGAGGCACCGAACGCACCUGUCAGCCGUCGGCUGCUGGAGGAGUUCUCCGGCAACCAGCUUGAGGGUUUCCAGUUGGGACUUCCACCCAGAGAGCUCGCCAAACUCGAGACCAGUGUCAUAUAUCUCGAGGUGCGCUCGAACAGCACCAGUGAUCCACUGUUGCGAGCUCGUCUGCGAGCUGCUACCCGUGUACCAAGCCACUGUACUGGUGGGCUUGAUAACGAGGUUCCACAGGAUCCGUUCGCCGCCAAUGAUCUACACCCGAUCGCACCUAGCGAGACCAAGUGCUUCCACUCCGGUCGGUUCUACGAUGAGGGUGAAACGUGGCGCAGCGCAGUUGAAGCCUGCACGAUGUGCUCCUGUGAUCACCAGCAGUACCGGUGCGAGAAGAUCAAGUGUCCACCGCUACGUUGCCGCAAGGAGGACAUCGUACACAAAAAGGGUGACUGCUGUCCAACCUGCUCCGCACCUAAGACGCCCCACGGUAACAGCCUGCCAGCGAUCGCACCGGUGACAACCGUCAGCAGCAGCAGUUCAGGGCCGCAGCGUGGUUGUCAGCUCGGUGAAGAGUUCUACGAGGCGGGCUCCACCUGGCACCCGUACCUACAUCCGAGUGGCUAUGAGACGUGUACUAUCUGCACCUGUGAGGUGUUCUCGCUGCAGGUGAAGUGCGCACGUGCUCAGUGUCCGCCGCUGCCGUGCAGCGAGCGCGUCGCGUACCGACCAGACAAGAAGGCCUGCUGCAAGGUGUGUCCACAGGUGAAGGAACCGAAGAUACCGAAGAAGACCGCCGUACCCCGACCAGACGUGCAGUACGACGAAGCGGGUACCUCAGUGAAUACUACGCCUUCACCACAGGCCAUCCUAGCCGCCGGCGGCUGCCGUUACGAGGAGAACAUCUACGAGAAUGGCCAGGAGUACCAUCCGAUUCUGGCAACACACGGCGAGGAGAAGUGCAUCAAGUGCCGCUGCAAGGAUGGGCAGCUGAACUGCAACCGGAAGCGAUGUAACCGGGCCAUGUGCAACCGACAGAACGCGAAGCGUCCUGGCCAACAGCAACCGAUGCAGCAGCCUGCCGAUGAGUGUUGCCAGUGCAGGCCAGCUCGGCACCACCGGAAGCGGCAACAGCAGCAACAGCAACAGCAGCAACAUCAUCCGCAACAGCAGCAAGCGAGUGUCAAGAGUUGAAUUGAAGUAGU